UAAGAGCACGCUUCUCUCGGCGAGGGAGUGAGAGAAAGAAAGUGCGCAUUCUGGGUUUUUCGGAGACGUCUUUGCUCGUUUUUCCUCUCCGUCCACUUUCUGGCUUCCGGCUUGAGGCGGUUUGUGUGAACAGGGCCUCGGGUUGACACACAAUGGGGCGAAGUGCCUGUGGCAACUGGGCCGUUGUGCUGCCGACGGGGGGAGGGGGUAGAGAGCCGACCGGCGCUCAGAGCUAACAUAUCCAGCCGGCUUCAGGCCUCUGCGCCUCUCGCUUAUUCUCUGCUUCUCAGGAAUCGCCAAACCUUUCUCUCAGGACUAUGGUGGACUAACUAUGGAUUAACAUGUAUUUGGCACAGUGGAUUUUGGGGCGCGUUCGUCAGAACUGGAGAUUUGAGAGCGAGAAGUCACUGUGUUUUGGGAUCGAGUGACGAACUUUUCUUGCUUUCCUAGUUCCCUUUCUGUUUUGCUUUUGUGCCGAGAGGAACUCCUAAAUGGAUUACAAAAUGCAUUCCAAAUCCAAUGAUUUGCUGGAUUUUCAGACACUGGAUGCCCUUUUGGAAAAAAUUGCACAUUGCUCCGUCCCUGUUAAAAGAGAGCCCAGCGAGGAGUGCAAUGGAAUUAGCGGUGCUCUCCCUGUGGAGCCCGCGCCCGGCUCGAGACUGAACGAGUGGUGUCCUGCGCCACCCCCUCCCAUCCCUCUGCCCGCGCUCCACCCCGCCAGUAUGGGGGACGGCCUGGACGCAGUUCAGAUGUCGGGGAGCAGCAGCAGUCAGGGGCAGCCCUCGUCCCAGGCCCCUUCUUCCUUCAACCCGAAUCCCUCGGAAACCUCCAACCCCACCCGGCCCAAGCGCCAGACCAACCAGCUGCAGUACCUGCUGAAGGUGGUGCUGAAGAGUCUUUGGAAGCACCAGUUCGCUUGGCCUUUCCAUGCUCCUGUCGACACCGUUAAGCUAAAUCUGCCUGACUAUUACAAGAUAAUCAAAAACCCUAUGGACAUGGGAACAAUCAAGAAACGCCUAGAGAGCGCAUUCUACACCAGUGCCCAAGAAUGUAUUCAAGACUUCAACACCAUGUUUACCAACUGCUACAUUUACAAUAAGCCUGGGGAUGACAUAGUCUUAAUGGCCGAAGCACUGGAGAAGGUGUUCCUUACCAAGAUUUCGGAGAUGCCCCAGCAGGAGGUUGAAAUAUCCACCACGGCCGGCAAAGGUCGUGGCCGGGGCAGGAGGGAUCCAGACAUAAACAUGAAGGUUGGACCUGUUCUGGAGCCUUUGACUGCAAGCCCUCAAACACGUGGCCUUUCCAAUCUUACCCCAGGGCCACAAACUAGAGGACCACCACAGGGUCCACCUACUUUACCUCCCCAGCCUAUCGUGCAAAUGCAAGCCUUGCCCCCUCGAGUGCCCCCUUCGCUUCCCACAGUCCCUCUCCACGCGCCUCAAUUAGGGCCGCCUUUUUCGUUGGGCCCCACUGACUGCAACCCACCGGCCCCAAUCAUGACGGCUGUGCCUCCCCCCACCCAAACCGCCCUGCCACCCGUGCACAUUCAACAGAGCGCUGCUCCUCCUAUUCUACAAACUCCCAUCUCAAUACCUAACAAAAGAAAAAGUCAGAAAAGGAAAGCAGACACAACGACACCUACAGCAAACGAUCAGCUAAACGAGUCCUCACCCGCCGAGUCAAAGUCAGGCAAGACUCUACCACGCCGGGAUAAUACACGACCAAGCAAAUUACCCAAAAAGGAGGCACCGGACUCCCAGCACCAUUGGACAGCCGCCCCCGGAACCCCGAGCCCCAAACAGCAAGAGCAGUUACGCUAUUGCUCAGGCAUAGUAAAGGACAUGUAUGCUAAGAAACACGCAGCGUACGCCUGGCCCUUCUACAAGCCAGUGGACGUGGACGCUUUAGGGCUGCACGACUACCAUGACAUCAUCAAACACCCCAUGGACCUCAGCACGAUUAAGGACAAGUUGGAAACCAGACAGUACAGAGAAGCGCAGGAGUUUGCAGCAGAUGUACGGUUAAUGUUCUCCAACUGCUACAAGUACAACCCUCCAGACCAUGAAGUGGUGGCUAUGGCACGCAAACUGCAGGAUGUGUUUGAGAUGCGUUUUGCUAAAAUGCCUGAUGAGCCAGAAGAAAUGCUGGCCCCUGCUCCUGCGCCAGUGCUCCAUCCGGCACCUGUAAAGACACAGCCGGUCAUGGCCACUGCCUCGUCCUCGGACACCUCCAGUGAUUCGUCAUCGGAAUCAGAGUCCUCCACGGACGACUCUGAAGAGGAAAGAGCCCAGAGGCUAGCAGAGCUUCAGGAGCAGUUGAAAGCGGUUCAUGAGCAGCUGGCUGCCUUGUCCCAGCCUCAGGCCAGCAAACCAAAGAAGAAGGAGAAGGAAAAGAAGGAGAAGAAGAAAGACAAGCACAAAAAGAAAGCAGGAGUCAUGCCGGCACUGGAAGAGAUUCUUGAGCCACCUCCUGCCCUCAAGCCUCAAGGAAAGCCCAAGAACAAGGAUCCUCUGCCUAAGAAGUCUAAGAAGCUUAGCAAGAAGGAGGGAGGAAAGGGCAACCGCUCCAUUGCUCCUCCAGGCUCCGCCCCACCAACCCUGCAACCUGUGCCAGGUCUGGAUACUGAAGAGGAUCUGGGUCUGACUGUAGGGGCUGCGAUGGCAGGCAUGGCUGCGGGGGAGAAGUGUAAACCCAUGUCCUAUGAAGAGAAGAGACAGCUGAGUCUGGACAUUAACAAGCUGCCUGGAGACAAGCUGGGCCGAGUGGUUCAUAUCAUUCAGUCCCGCGAGCCUUCGCUCAAGAACUCCAACCCGGACGAGAUUGAGAUCGACUUCGAGACGUUAAAGCCUUCGACUCUGCGGGAGCUGGAGAGAUACGUGUCGUCCUGUCUUCGCAAGAAGAAGAAACCGGCCGUUCCAGAGAAGUCCAUGGAGACGAUGAGCGCUGUCAAGACAAAAGGCACCUCCUCCGAUUCGGGCAGCAGCAGUGAGUCCAGCUCCUCAGAAAGUGAAGACUCUGAGACAGGGAUGGCUUCUAAGCCAAAGAAGAGAGGGAGAGGCGAAGGAAAGAAGGCUCAUCACCAGGCCACGGCUCCAGGCAUGCCUCAACCGCAGGUCCCCCUUCAACCCCAGACCCCUGCUCUGCAACCCAGCAUUCAGCUGAAACAGCAGCAGCCACAGCAUCCCUCUCCAGCUGCUUACAUGCCUCCUCCCGUCACGGCUCUGGAGCCCUCGCAGCUCCUGGAAAACCCCUUUGACCCUCUGGCUCACUUCAUGCACCUUCCCCACCACGCAAAUGACUCGUCCUCUCCUGCUCCGCCUCACCUCAACGCUCACCCUCCAGGAGGCCCAGUGUCACCUGAGACGCACCCAUUUCUCAACCAGCACCCCAUCCUUCCAUCCCCAGCCCUGCACAACGCAUUGCCCCAGCAGCCUUCACGGCCCAGUAACAGGGCAGCCCCGCUACCUCCUAAACCUCUGCAGCAAAGCACGUCCCAACAGCAGCAGCAGCCACCACCCCAGCAGACCCUGGUGCCCCCACAGCAGCUCCAGCCACAGCAGCAACCUCCUCCACCCCAGCAGCAGCACCUCCCUCAUCACCCACUGCACGCCUCACAGCAGAUGCGCCCACGGCCACUAUCCCCUCCGACGCUCACACCCCAGGGCCUGCUCUCCUCUCAGCCCCCUCAGAUGCUGCUGGAGGAUGACGAGGAGCCCGUGCCCUCCAUGUCCCUGCCCAUGUACCUGCAGCACCUACAGCCUAACCGACUACAGGUGCCUCCGACAUCACUGAUGCAGUCGCUGCAGAGCAGGCCUCAGCCGCCAGGACAGCCGUCUCUGCUGCAGUCGGUGCAGGUUCAGUCUCACCUCCCCCCUCCGCAGCUCCCUGUUCAGACUCAAGCGCAGCCGCAGCAGCCAGCGCCACACCAGCCCUCGCCACAGCUCUCGCAGCACCAGGCCCGACACAUGCAGCAGCUCGGCUUCCCUCAAGGCCCGCUGCAGAGCGCACAGACGCAGCCCGGUCAACACAAAGUGUCCAUGCCUUCCACAAAAGCACAGCAGAUCAUCCAGCAGCAGCAGGCUACGCAGCAUCACUCGCCACGCCAACACAAAGCUGACUCCUACAACUCGGCACACCUGCGAGAUAACCCCUCCCCGCUCAUGAUGCAUUCCCCUCAGAUCCCCCAGUAUGGUUUAGUCCACCAGUCCCCCUCUCAGGACAAAAAGGAACCACAGCGAGGUCCUUCAGCUUUGGGUGGCAUUAAAGAAGAGAAGCUGCCCCCGUCACCGGUGAUGCGCGGUGAGCCCUUCAGUCCGGCCAUGAGACCAGAGUCUCAUAAACACCCCGACAGCAAACCCACAAUGCCGGGCCACAGCCAACAGAGAGCAGAUAUGAAACCACUUGAAAUGUCCCGUCCUGUGAUCCGCUCGUCUGAACAGAGCGGCCCGCCUCCUUCCAUGCAGGACAAAGAGAAGUUUAAACAGGAGCCCAAGACGCCCUCGGCUCCUAAAAAGGUACAGGAAGUGAAAUUUAAGAACAUGGGUUCCUGGGCGAGUCUGGCGCAGAAAUCCUCCACCACUCCCUCAUCCGGUCUGAAGUCCUCCAGCGACAGCUUCGAGCAGUUUCGGCGCGCGGCCCGAGAGAAGGAAGAGCGAGAGAAAGCCCUCAAGGCCCAAGUCGAGCAAGCUGAGAAAGACCGCCUGCGCAAAGAACAGGAGAAACUUCGGGGUCGAGAUGAGGAGGAUUCGAUUGAGCCACCUCGACGACCUCUGGAGGAGCCCCGCAGGCGGCAGGAGCCACAGCAGGUCCAACCACCGCCACAGCAGCACCAAACUCAAGCCCAAACCCUGAACCCGGCGCAGUCACCCUCGGCCCUGCAGCCGACACAAGCCCCGCCACAGUCGCCCGCCUCGUCCCAGAGUGCACUUGACCAGCAGAGGGAGAUGGCACGUCGCCGAGAGCAGGAGCGGAGAAGAAGAGAGGCGAUGGCAGCUACUAUCGACAUGAAUUUCCAAAGCGAUUUGAUGGCGAUCUUUGAGGAGAACUUGUUCUGAAGUGCGAGAGGACGUGACGAACUGCGUAACGGCUCUACACGGACAGAACGAACUCAAAAAAGCAGUAAGGGAAAAAAAGACCCCAUCCGACCACCAGAAACACUGAAGAGGCGAUGGAUUCGCUGAGGCCACGAGAGAGAAACCAGCUUACGGCUCUCCUUUUGCCUUAGCCGAAUGAGGGACCCUCACACACGGGCGGCUGCGCCUCUCCGGCUUUUCCUCCUGGAUUCGCCAUUGUGACCCUCCCGGGAAAAAGAGAGGACUCUUGCGUGACUCUUACUUCAGAAUAUGGGAGCAAUGGACAAUGCGAUCGGCGGAGGAAUACCGAACGACAACAAUGAUAUGUACUGAUUCUCUGUAGUACGGCAUCCAUCGACUGCCAGAUGUCUGUGGGGGAUUAGAAAACCUCUCUGUUUCCUGUUUGAUUUGCUUUCCCUCCCAUCGUUUCGUUUUCGCUAUGUAUCCCCCGUUUUUUUUUUGUUUUUUUCGUGAGGCAAAUGGCAGGAUGGGUUCGGGGCACUUAAGAUGAUCUUCCUCAGGAGAGGAGAUCCAGCUGGCCUUACACCACAACACAAACAAUACUCUCACCAGGGGCUGUGACAAAAAUGACUAAACAUGGUGUGUGUUUCACACUGUUAUCAUGUGCAGAUUUUUCAUUAUGUAGGAUCUACUGUACAAAAGGUAUUUUCUUAAUUACUGUUUUGGUUGGUUGUGUUGUUUUUUUGUUUUUCUUUUCUUUUUUUUUCUUUUGUUUUUUGUUUUUUUUAAGGUUUUUAACUCUCUUACCAACACCUUACCCUCUGAUGUCUAUGCCAAACACCCAUAUCCUUUUACGCUGAUAGUCGAGACCCGAAACGCUUCACUUAACAUGUCUUUCUAAAUAUAUAAAUAUAUUUUCUUGUUCUCCCCACUCGUCAUUUAAAAGUUUAGCUAGCCUUGUAGAAAAUAAACCCUAAUAUAUGCAUUAUUCUGACAAGUGUUAAUCGAGGACGGAGAUGUACUUUCAUCGCUCAUCGUUUUCACCUGGCGAGGAGAUCCUCGAGCCUGUAAGCGCGGUUUCUGAGCAUCGUUUAGUUUGAAUAUAAUUUAAAGAAUACCAGAACUAUUUUAAGUGUAUUAUACGUAUAGAAGGAAAACAUGCAACUCUGUGCGACGCGUCGGAGAGCGUCACGAACGGAGCUUUCAGCUGGUUACUGCAUGACUCCUCUUUUUCGUUUCACAGAUCAUUUAUUACAACUGCACAGACAGACCGAGAGAGAGAGAACGAUGUUCGCUGUGCUAGAUAUAACGACAAAAAGUCGUCAACGACAAAAAAAAAAAAAUCAAACCGUUCUGAUUUAUCAUUGUUCUUGUUCAAUUAUAGUGGAUGUGUUCUAAUUCUGUUAUUUGACUCAGCAAGGGGGGGCGGGGGGCACAAUUCAAGACCUUGGCGGGUCCGCUGAGUUUUCUCUUAUAGUGUUUUCUCCAGUGCCUGUAUUGUAUUGCGAUUCUAGUUGGCAUAUAUUACGUUUGGGGCGGGGGAGGGGUGCGGUCAUCCAACGGAGUGGGGGGGUGGUUUGGGGGGCCCAGAGAGCUUGUGUUUAAAAGACAAAAAAAGGAAAGUAAACGUUUUAUAUUUUACCCAUUUACAAUAUUCAGGUUUAAAUCUAGUUUUAGCUGGACUUCUUAAGUAUACACCGAACAACUAGCUUUUCCUUUUCUCAAAACUGCUAAGAGGAUGUUCGAUUAUCAUCACCACUGUGCGCGUGUGUGUGUGUGAGUGCGUGUGUGAGUGUGCGUGUCUGUGUGUGUCUGUCCUUGGUUUAUGUGGCUGGGGAAGGGUGGUUUUACCCGGAGGUUUCAAUCGCAAAAACACUUCAUUUAAACCAUGAUGUUGAUUUGCAGAUCUUUUCUUUAUCAUCAUCAUCAUCAUCAUCGUUGUUGUUGUUGUUUCUUCCUCAUGAAGUCCACUUAUAUAACUCUUUUACUUUGGUUAAUUUGGUCUGUAAAAGUUCAAAGAAGAGAAACACUUCAUUCCUGCGAGCCUUUAAAUGUAUUUUCUUUUCCAUGGUAACAGUUGGACAUUAUGUGCCAUAGAUUUCGGAUUCUCCGGAGAAUGUGCUGACCUGCAGCUCAGCAGAGAGUUUGCUUUAUUCAGGUAUUUUGUUAUUUUCUUUUCCUUUUUUGUUUAGUUUUUUGUUUUUAUUAUUAUUAUAAUUUUUUUUUUGUUCAGUUUUUUGGGGGUUUGUUUAACAUUUUCCUCGAUUACUGUUUUGGUAUGUGCGUGGGCUAUCGAGGUCAAUGGUUCAAUCUGUUAUGAUCAUGAAAUAAACUCAUCUCUUUUAUAGAAAAUUAAAAUGAAAGAA
Messenger RNA from Danio aesculapii, 7399 nucleotides. It is a transcript of the gene brd4, whose product is annotated as bromodomain containing 4. Gene Ontology annotation, biological process: positive regulation of transcription elongation by RNA polymerase II; chromatin remodeling. The record is from RefSeq and is a predicted model, not a curated record. Lineage: Eukaryota; Metazoa; Chordata; Actinopteri; Cypriniformes; Danionidae. Gene Ontology annotation, cellular component: chromatin; nucleus. The transcript has 19 exons. Bases 492 to 5054 code for a protein of 1520 amino acids.